This is a messenger RNA of Effrenium voratum, 1563 nucleotides long. Lineage: Eukaryota; Dinophyceae; Suessiales; Symbiodiniaceae. The record is from the annotation of a GenBank genome assembly.
ACCCAAACCAAGCGCGCCGAACCCGCCGCCAUCCGCGCGCCUUGCGGAUCUCAUGGCAUGGCCGGCGCUCUGCGCCGGGGGGCGGAGGCCUUUGAAGCCUUGCGGAGAUGUGUGGAGGCGUGCGGCGAGCCCUGCGAAGGCAGCAUCAUGCACACCUGGAAUUCCUGGGCGCCGGUGCCCGCCAUGGAGGCCAAGCAGAGGACGAAUCUCUUCCACUUGGCCCAGUCGCUGGGCGGAUCGGCGCUGAUCUUGGAGGUGGGCUUCAACGCGGGGCAUUCCGUGUGCCUCAUGCUGCUCGCCAACGCGUCGGCGAAGGUUGUGGCCUUCGACCUCUGCGAGCAUCGCUACACCAAGCCCUGUGUGGAGGUGCUCCGGCGCUUCUUUGGACCGCGCCUGGAGCUGGUGGAGGGCUCAAGUACCAACACCUUGCCGGAGUAUCGGCAGAGGAAGCUGGGCUUUGACCUCUUUCACAUCGACGGUGGACACCAGUACCAUCAAGCCCUGGCGGACUUGCGAAAUUGUCUUGUUUAUGCACUCACUUGUCCAACAUCGACCUAUUGCCGCGCGCUUGCGCGGGGCGAAGCCUUGCUGGUGCUGGACGACACGGAGAUCGUCGGGGUGGGUGCAGCCUGGUCCGACUUCCUUGCCGCAGGCGCGUUGGUGGAGCUUGCGCCCCCACAUGAGCUUGGUCGCUUCAAGCACGGCAUCGGCAAGGUCGUCCCCGACAGCCCGGCGAAAUGCAGUGCCUGCCUCUCGCUGGCCACGUUCGCCUGUGGCGGCUGCCGCCAGGUGCGUUACUGCAGCGAUGCCUGCGCCAGACGUCACUGGCGGCGACAUCGCGCCGUGUGCAGCUCUCGUUGGACGCCGCCGGCGCCGCUCACACCGCUGACCCAGAUCGAGCCCGCCCUGCUGAAGAGCCGCGCAGAUGGGGUGUUGGUGGCGGCGGAGGACCUGGCCAAAGGCGCGGUGCUCUUCGAGGAGCCGCCCCUGGCCUGGCAACCCGCCCCCGCCAGGCGCUCGAGCCUUUGCACCUGCGGGCAUCCGGGCGUCAAACUCUGCACGGUGUGUGGCCAGGCGAGCCUCUGCGGAUCCUGCACGUGUCGCAUGUGCCCAGAGCUCAAGAUCACCCAGGGCCACGUCGGAACUUUCACCCUGGUCGCUCUGGAUGUGCUGCGCCGCUGGGAGGAGGGCCACUUGCCGGCGGAGUCCCUGGCGGCCGUGGCUGCUGUGCCCACAGAAGCGGUAAGAUCUGCGCAAGCCGUGCAGAAGGUGGCUCACUUCUGCUCAGCGGUUCGCUGGAGUGACCGGCGUGCCGAGGAAAUCCUCGCAGCAGUCAUCCGGGGCCGCAUCGAGCAUGCGACAAAUGCCUCGCCGGUGGGCAUCGGCUACUACCCGAAGUUUGCCCGACUGAGAGCCGCCAAUGCUCAUGCGGAGGCCAACGUGGAAGUAAAACUGGCCCCGUGUCCGGCACACGCCUGCACCAUCCAGGCCGUUCUCAAAGAGGCGGUCCCUGCGGGUGAGCCACUGCGCGUGGGAUGAGGAGCAAGAUGUGCGCCAGCGAGC